Molecule: messenger RNA, 2070 nt
Organism: Alternaria alternata
Lineage: Eukaryota; Fungi; Ascomycota; Dothideomycetes; Pleosporales; Pleosporaceae
Product: acetyl-CoA synthetase-like protein
Exons: 4
Coding region: 166-1821 (551 amino acids)
Biological process (GO): secondary metabolic process
Molecular function (GO): CoA-ligase activity
Source: RefSeq, a predicted model, not a curated record
CUGUAGCAUCAACGCCUCUUCCAUGACGAGCCCUCACUAUAAGCCACUCUUCCACGAUGAAGACACUUGCAUCUGUUGCUGUCUGGCUUCAAGGCUAUCACGGUUGUCUCGCGUCUUCUUUCUACCCUGACUGAGCCCCAGCAUCCUCUCUACCGCAUCGCAGCAAUGCCCUUCCCCUCACCCUUCCCUACUCUUGACAUUCCAAAAUGCAAUCUGCUAGAUUAUCUAUUCCCUCAGGGAGCAGUUCCUUCCGACACACCAAUUUGGAUUGAUUCCAAAGAUACCGACCAGCAUCUCACACCACAAUCGUUGCUACAAUGGUCGAAACGGCUGGCGUUGGGUUUGGAUCGCAUUGGGAGCAAGCCGGGCGAGGUGGUCAUGAUCUUCACCCCAAACCACAUCUUCGUUCCCGUGGCCUACCUUGGAAUCGUGGGAUCCAAGCGAAUCUUCAGCGGCGCAAACCCAGCAUACACCGUCUCUGAGAUGAUACAUCAAGUUGCAAAUACAGAAGCAAAGUUUAUCCUCGCGCAUCCAACAUUGAUCAAAGCAGCCGUAGCAGCAGCCAAGGGCGCAGGCCUUCCAGAAGGACGUGUCCACCUCUUCUCAGACGAGCCCUGCGCACCGGUCGAGGGCUGCAAAGACUGGAGAGACAUGUUGCCGUCCCCGGCGGAAAGCAAAACAUACCGCUUCCCGACCUUGUCUGCGCAUGAAGCAGCAACAACCACAGCUACAGUCAACUACUCUUCCGGCACUACCGGGCUGCCCAAGGGCGUCGAAGUAAGCCACUACAACCUCAUCGCGAACCUGGAACAAACCAUCUUCAUGCGGUAUCUUAACAAGCCAUGGAACGCAGACACUCGGCCUCGGGAGACAUGGAUUGGCUUUCUACCUUUGUACCACGCGUACGGCCAGCUUUACACCAUCGCCAUGGCCCAGAAGCUCCAGAUACCCUGCUUCAUCAUGAAGAAGUUUGAAUAUGAAGAGUUCCUGCGGGUGAUCCAGACGCAUAAAGUCACACACCUGCAAGUCGCGCCGCCGAUCAUGGUCAUGCUCAGCAAGAGGCCAGAGACGUCCAAGUAUGACCUGAGUAGUGUGACUGAUAUCUUAUGCGGUGCUGCACCGUUAUCAAAAGAGCUCCAGAACGAGAUCAGCAAGAAGCUGCAGUGUGAGAUCGUACAGGGCUGGGGUAUGACGGAAGUCACCUGCGGAGCCAUACAUGUGCCGGGAGGUACCGUAGACGACUCUGGAAGUGUGGGUCAACUGGACCCGAAUUGCGAAUGCAUGCUUCUUGACGACGACGGCAACGAAGUCCCCGAAGGACAACCAGGCGAGCUUCAUGUCCGCGGUCCCAACAUAUGUCUCGGCUACUGGCGCAAUCCAACCGCAACUAAAGAGUCCAUAUCGCCAGAUGGAUGGCUCAAGUCCGGUGAUGUUGCCGUGGUAAAGAAUGGAUGGUUUUGGAUAGUCGAUCGGAAGAAGGAACUCAUCAAAGUGAACGCCCUCCAAGUCGCACCCGCAGAACUCGAAGCUGUGCUCCUCGAGUUCGAUCCCGUUGCCGACGCAGCUGCCGUUGGUAUCACGCUUGAUGGCCAAGAAUGGCCGAGGGCUUAUGUGGCGCUCAAGGACGAGUACAAGGGCAAGACUACGGCGGAGGAUAUCCAUGCGCAUAUGAAGAUCAAGGUUGCGAAACACAAACAGCUUGUUGGCGGAAUCACGUUUGUGGAUGAGGUGCCCAAGUUGCAGAGUGGGAAGAUUAUGAGGAAGGUUGUUAAGGAGUGGGCGAAAAGAGAUGCUGAGAAGAUGGGUAAAGCUAGGUUGUAGACAGCGCUCAAAUGCCCAACUAAGGGGCCAAUUGCAUCCGCACAUGCAUCCAUUGGCAGUGCUAGGUUAGGUUGCUCGAUUGUCAGAUACCAUGUGAACUCGAUCAAAGUAGACAAUCAGUAACCGCGCGAAGAUCCAUCAGGCUCGAGCAUGAGGACCUGGUACAGAAACCUUCUCAAUGCCUGAUCACCAGGUCUCAAGUCCGAAUCAGAUGUUGCAUGAAUCAAGCUGCCGACUACAGAUUGCUUU